This is a messenger RNA of Toxotes jaculatrix (banded archerfish), 1923 nucleotides long. RefSeq names its product cholesterol 25-hydroxylase-like protein. The coding region runs from base 255 to 1115 and encodes 286 amino acids. The transcript has 2 exons. NCBI's taxonomy places the organism in Eukaryota, Metazoa, Chordata, Actinopteri, Toxotidae. The record is from RefSeq and is a predicted model, not a curated record. Gene Ontology annotation, molecular function: steroid hydroxylase activity; C-4 methylsterol oxidase activity; iron ion binding. Gene Ontology annotation, biological process: cholesterol metabolic process; sterol biosynthetic process.
CCUUGAUGUACAUGAAGUAUGUGUCAGAUACUACAUGAAAUAUCACAAAAGGAGGCAGAAAUGAGGGUUACACCGAUGAUAACCUCAGCAACCACAAUAUUUGUGGUAGCACGUUUUGGAUCCACAAGGUGGCGCCCAAGGUCUGGACCAUAGUCAGACCAAAAGCAGAGGAGGACACAGGACACACAUGAUGCGCAGACUGCGCACAACUCAACCCUUACUCCAGGCGUACGGGAAAUUACUGGUACGAUGUCAUGCAACGUCACAAGACUUCAUCCUUCAUUAAGAGGAGACGCGUCUGUAAUGUUUUUAGUGCUGACAUGACAGACUCAGAGCGCACAGAGGGGCGCCUUCUGCAGUUUCUGUGGGACGGUUUGAGAGGAUGGCAGAGCCUUCUCAGCUCACCAUUUUUCCCAGUUUUGUUCUCCCUGACUGUUUACCUUGGCUGCUGUUUUCCUUACGUUUGUCUGGAUUUGCUCUGCCCCAGACUGGCCCUGGUACGUCGCUACAAGAUCCAGCCUCAAAGCAAAGUGACAUGGCCAGUGGCUUGGAGGUGCAUGCUCAAAAUUCUUCGCAACCACGUUUGUUUUGUUUUCCCCCUCUCUCUCGUGCACUGGUACUGGAGCCCCCCGGUUUGUCCUCCACAGGCACCUGAGAUGCUGUCUGUGGUUCAGGAUGUGCUGGCCUGCCUCCUCUUGUUCGACACGCAGUACUUUUUGUGGCACCUGCUACAUCACAAAGUGGCCUGGCUCUACCAGUUUUUCCACAAGGAGCACCACCUCUACACGGCCACCUUCUCCCUGGCGACAGAAGACACGAGUGUCUGGGAGAUGCUGAGCCUCAGCUUCUUUGCAACUCUGAACCCCGCACUCCUCAACUGCCAUCCACUCACCAAGAUGCUCUUCUUCAUCACCAACAUUUAUCUAUCGGUUGAGGCUCACUCAGGGUAUGAAUUUCCCUGGUCUCCACACAGGCUGGUGCCCUUGGGCCUCUACGGAGGCUCUCGGCAUCAUGACCUCCACCACCUGAAAUUCAAAGUGAACUAUGCUCCGUACUUUACGCACUGGGACAGACUUUGUGGCUCACUGCACAGAGGAGGCACACAGAAAAAGUAACACCGUAACUUAAAAGAGGACUUUAAAAAAGAGGACUUUAAAGUUUAAAUGACUUUAAAGUUAAAAUGAUCAGAGUAUAUGAAGGACAUUUUCUUCUGUUAUUAACCUGCAAGACUAACGAAGACUAACCUUGAUUUAAUUUUGUUUUAAUCUUAAUAUGUGUUUAUACAUGGAUGCCAAAAGAUGCUGGUACUUUUUUUUAUACUCCACCCAGAAUCGUUUGAGUAUGAAACACAGCUGCUGUUGUGUUGCAUGUUGCAUGAAAAAUAAAUAUUGUAAUAUUAUUGAUCACAGUAACCAGUAACAGUUUUAGUGACAGCUUGGAGGAUGAGACUGACAUCAUGAAUUUAGCCUUGUUUUUGUCAUAAAUAUGUAAAUGCCUUGAAACUAAUCUGAUCACAGCAGACACUCUUGUAAGCAUUAAAUCCACUCAUAAAUCACCAUAAUAUUACUUUUUGUUUGCUCUACUUUUGCCACAGAAUGUAAAAUGGUGUCAAAUGUUCACUGUAAUUAUCCUCCAGUUUACUGGAUUUAUUAAAAUUAUAUCAAGUGCAUAUGUUCCUGCAUAUGUAUCCCCAAAACAAAGGUUAUAAGACAGAUUUUAAAAAUGUAGCCAGUAUACAUCAGAGGAAAUUUUUUAAAAAGCUGUAUACAUUUCUUUUAACUUCAGUUCUGUUGAUGAAAUUAAUUGAAACUUGUAUUUUACUGUUCUAUUUUUUUUCAUUAAAUUAUUUGAGAAAGAAAGUAUCAGUAUCAGAAUAAUAUCAGAUACAGUUUAAACAAACAUCAAAUCCAAUUUCACAGUCUC